Molecule: messenger RNA, 639 nt
Organism: Microdochium trichocladiopsis
Lineage: Eukaryota; Fungi; Ascomycota; Sordariomycetes; Xylariales; Microdochiaceae
Exons: 1
Coding region: 1-639 (212 amino acids)
Source: RefSeq, a predicted model, not a curated record
AUGAAGUUCCUCCAGAUUCUCAGCAUUGCCUCGGUCGCUCUUGCCGCCCCUGCCUUGGUCCAGGAGCAGGAGACCACAGACCUUGCCGGCAGAGGCAUCCUGAUCGACGGUGUGACCGCGGCUAUCGGCACAGUCCGGACCACGGCCACCGCCAACGGUGCUAUCCUGCAAGGCACUCUUGCGGAGGCCGUCGCGAACCACACGCAGACGACUCAGAAGAUUGUAGCCAUGGUCGUUGCCAACCUCAGAGACACCGCCGCCGCAUUCCAGGCCAGUGCCGCCAAGCUCACACAGAGUGCGCAGACAGCCGCGGCCGCCCUCCAGGGCAGCACCUCGAAUACCAUCAUGCAGGAGAUCACUCAGGCGAGACUGGCUGUUAACCAGGCCCAGGAUCUUGUCAACUCCGUCAAGGCCACUGUUACCUUCCUCACCAACACAUACAAAGGCAACCUUGACGCUGCCAUCAGCGCCGAGAUUCAGGCACUGCAGACCGCCAUCGCCGCCUUUACCGGGCCAUUCACCACUCUGGCCGACUCGCUCAAGGCUGCCGUCAACCCGACCGACAUCCAGGCCUUGAUCAAAGCCGGCAUCCUCCAGGGUGUCGUCGACAUCCUCAAUACCCUGUCUAUUAUCAUCUAG